AUGAAAGCUCAACUAAGAUAUACCUUAUCGGCAAAGAAAAGACGGGGAAAUGAUGAACGGAAUGUGUCCCCAAAUCAGUCAGAUGCUGAUGAAAAUGUCAAGUCAAAACCGAUUCGACGAAAGUUUAAAACAUUAUUAAUACACAAUUUAAAGUAUCUGCGACCAUUGAAAGAAAAUCAAGGGACUUUCUUGGCACAGAACUGCCCAGUCAAUGAAUGCCUGGUUACAUAUGACAAAACAAAGCGUGACAGCGUGGAUGCUAUUUUCUUUUAUGAGACAGAGUCUCCUAAUUUCAACCCGUCAGUUAGACACUUGGGGAACAGAAUCAAUUGGACGAUCACAUAUCGUCAGGACAGUACGAUUGCAUAUCCCUUCCAGAAAUAUGAAUAUUUUAUCGAUUCAGUAAGGCAGAGAAAACAAUACUUAAAUUAUGCCAAGGGAAAAACAAAGAAGGUUGCUUGGUUCACUUCCAAUUGCUGUCCUAGCAAUGAUCGAAGGGGCUAUGCUGAGGAACUUGGAAAAUAUAUCCAGGUGGAUAUUUAUGGUGUUUGUGGUGCAAAAACCUGUACAAAAAAUUCGAUAUGUUUCGAAAUGUUAGAAAAAGAAUAUAAAUUUUACUUGGCAUUUGAAAAUUCCAACUGUAGAGAUUAUAUUACUGAGAAACUCUUGCGCAACGCUUUGCAACACAAUGUUAUUCCAAUUGUAAUGGGUGCCCAUCCAGAUGAUUACCGCAGAGUAGCACCUGAGAAUUCAUACAUCCACUACGAGGAUUUCCAGUCAGCGAAAGAAUUAGCAGCUUACCUGCAUAAACUUGAUAAAAAUGAUACUCUUUAUAAUGAGUAUUUCAAAUGGAAAGGAACAGGAAAAUUUUACUAUAUCGACCUUUGGUGUCAUGUUUGUUCGAUGUUGCACCAUGCUUUAGACGAUAAGAAACAAAUCUGGUAUGAAGACUUUGGUGCUUGGUAUGCAGGGAAAGGCGUGUGUAUUGGAAUGGACCGGUGGACAUAAGACAUUGGGGAUCUUUUCCGUUUGAACGGCAGUUUUUUAAAAUAAUUUCUACGAAACUAAACACUUUUAAACUUCGUAUACUGGUAGAAUGUGUUUAUAAAACAUCUUUUUCUCUUGGCUUUAUUGAGAAAA
Molecule: messenger RNA, 1140 nt
Organism: Octopus sinensis (East Asian common octopus)
Lineage: Eukaryota; Metazoa; Mollusca; Cephalopoda; Octopoda; Octopodidae
Product: glycoprotein 3-alpha-L-fucosyltransferase A-like
Exons: 3
Coding region: 1-1008 (335 amino acids)
Cellular component (GO): membrane
Molecular function (GO): alpha-(1->3)-fucosyltransferase activity
Source: RefSeq, a predicted model, not a curated record